GUUUAUCCGUAAACACAUGACGUAGCUGGCUGAAAUUUCUGGCGUUGCCCAGCGUUUUUGGAAAGCAAUUUACUCAUGUUUGUAUUUUUCAGCACAUGUACUGUUUACUUGGUUAUUUUUGGAUCAACGCAAGCAGGUAAAUGAUAACACAUCAAAGAAAGUCAUUUUGAAUAAAUCCGGCAAUGUUUAUUGUGGCUGGGGGAGUGAAGGGUGAUUGCUAACGUUACGUUAAAUAGCUAGCGCGCGCCACUAAGAUACAAGUGAUUUUCGUAGCAGGUAAUUUAGGAUAGAAUUUUCCCUAACCCCUUUCUUAACCUCAGUCUCCUAAACUGGUACGUUAAUAAUCCUAACCUGCUACAAAAAAAGUAAAUGAGGUAUUGAAGUGGCGUGGAGUGUUUCCCAGCUAGUUAGCUAACGUUACAUGUCAAAUGUGUCAUGCCAUUCGUUAAACCACGGUCUUUUGACUUUCCGCAGGUAGCUAUGCACAGUAGCUAAGUGAUGGGCAUGAAUCGAUUAUUUAUCUUCAAUGUAGGAAGUUAUGUGCAAACAGCAGACCCACACUGGGUUGUCAUUGUCAACCAACAAUGUCCACAGUCACUGACCCUAUGCUUUUAGAUGGCAGCUAGUUUUUCAUGUGAUGUACAAAGCCUCUGUGACCUUUUUUUUUUUGCAGAAGAGAACAGCUGUGGUUUGUCCAGUACAUGGCUGGAGACUGUAUCAGUAACGAUGGAUGUCAGCAAAAGUGGUUUUCACAGGUAACUAACUGUAAGAUGAUCGUCCGGGGAAUAGACCUCUGCAAGGUUAUCAAGAGGAAGGGGGCAUAGCUAAUAAAUGCAAUUGAAAGAUGUUGACAACCUGAAUUUUUUUUUUUUUAUGACGCCUAAUCCUAAUCUUUGGUUACUCUGGGGCCAUACUUGCGAACAUUAGAAAGAGUUUAAAUUUAAACAGUUUCUCCGUCUCAAUGCGCAUCAGCCAAUUCAAAUUGUCGACAUUGUAGCUGGUCCGAUUGGAUAACCUGGCACACGUUAGACCUCUAUGCUAACCAAAGCCGCGGGAAAUAGGGGUGCUGAGGGUGCUGCAGCUCCCCCUGAAAAGUCGGAAUAAAACAAUUAUAUUAAUUAAAAAAUAUGUUAUUCUUUCUUCACAGAGGUAGUGCAUUGGGCCUUUACUAGUCCUGUAUUAUUUCUGCGUUUCGCCCACCAAGCAAGGAGUUUUUGUAUGGAGGUCAAUGAGUGUCGAUUUUGGUCACCAAAAAAAAAUGAAUGGCUUAUUUGCUACGUAAGAUUUAUUUGAUCGAAUAUACGUUUUGUAAUGCUUAAGUUGUUAUGAGUGUACUGAUAAGUAGGACACUUUAUAUCGGCGUUGUCUCGAGAUGGCUAUUUAUAUUCAUGGCAUGAGGCUAGUAGCAUAGCAUCCCUCUCCAUCGAAUACAGGCGGUUGACGUCAACAACCGUCAUCGAAUAUUCAAAAAAGGGUUACAAUGAUGAGAUGUAUCCACCAAUCCAAAGAAAGGAUAGGUGGUAGAUAUACAGCCCGCCGUACCGCUUUGUGGACAACGACUCCCAUUGCUAGGGCGGAAAGACGUGUCUUGUCAGUAUAUCCAUAAUCUUUGGCUGACCUCAACAGAUGACAGUGAUUCUUUCCUGGAUCAAGUUGUGCAUCAGCCAAUUACAAAUGUUAACGUAGAUUGACUUGAACUGACACUUUUCCAUAAGAACAUUAUCAUCCUACAGAUUGCAGUAUUGCAGAAAUUGUUUUAGUUAUUUUAAAGAACUGGCUCCCCAGUGGCUGCACCCAUUCCAGUCAUGUGAAAUCCAUAGAUUAGGGCCUAAUUCAUUUGAUUUCAAAUGAACUAACUCAGUACAAUCUUUGAAAAAUUUUUAUUUUUUUUAUUUUUCAGUAUGAAAUCUCAAAGCACUUCAUAGUUGACAGAUGUGAGUGCUACAGGGCGAUAGUCAUUUAGUUCAGAUGUCUUCGCUUUCUUGGGUACAGGAACAAUGAUGGACAUCUUGAAGUGGGGAUAACAGACUGGCAUAUGGAGAGAUUUAAUGUCCGUAAACACUCCAGCCAGUCUGCACGUGCUCUGAGGACGCGGCUUGGGAUGUCGUCUGGGCCAGCAGCCUUGCAAUAGUUAACACGCUUAAAUGACUUACUCACGUCGGCCACGGAGAACGAGAGCACACAGUGUGUCAUUGCUUGCCUCGUUGCUCAAGUGAUUUCCAUUUUUCAAAUGGUUAAUUCCUUUUGGAUAUUUUUUCACUCUCUCUGUCUGUCCUGUGCAACUACACUGAACAAAAAUAUAAACACAACAAUUUCAAAGAUUUUACUGAGUUACAGUUCAUAUAAGGAAAUCAGUCAAUUGAAAUAAAAUGAAUUAGGGCCUAAUCUACAGUGAGGGGAAGAAAGUAUUUGAUCCUCUGCUGAUUUUGUACGUUUUCCCACUGACAAAGAAAUGAUCAGUCUAUACUUUUAAUGGUAGGUUUAUUUGAACAGUGAGAGACAGAAUAACAACAAAAAAAUCCAGAAAAACACAUGUCAAAAAUGUUAUAAAUUGAUUUGCAUUUUAAUGAGGGAAAUGAGUAUUUGACCCUCUGCAAAACAUGACUUAGUACUUGGUGGCAAAACCCUUGUUGGCGAUCACAGAGGUCAGACGUUUCUUGUAGUUGGCCUCCAGGUUUGCACACAUCUCAGGAGGGAUUUUGUCCCACUCCUCUUUGCAGAUCUUCUCCAAGUCAUUAACAUUUACAUUUGAGUCAUUUAGCAGACGCUCUUAUCCAGAGCGACUUACAGGAGCAAUUAGGGUUAAGUGCCUUGCUUAAGGGCACAUCAACAGAUUUUUCACCUAGUCGGCUCGGGGAUUAGAACCAGCGAAAAUCUGAUUUAUUUGCCCUCAAGUGGUUUUUAGACUUAUUUGGCAUACUCUUAUUUUGACAAGAACAUAUGGUAGCUAACUAGCUUGUUAAUUGUUUACAAACAAACUUGUGGAUGCGCUAGAAAGCUUAACAGCUAGCUAGUUGACUGCUGUGGCUAGCCAAAAAGGACAUGUUUUUAAAGUUGGAUCUUAUCCUUUGAGGCUUUAAAAGUGUUCAUACACUGAUUUUAUGAACAUUCAAAGCAACUGGGAAAUGUCCAUGGCAGGCAUUGUCACCUUAGCUUGCUAGUUGCUACAUAACAUCUGAGUGAUAGGAAGCACCACCAAUCAGCCUACACCACUGUGCACACACCCUUCGUUACUAUGACAACUAGCGUAGCCAUGUCUGCAAAUGACUGCUGUCUGAACACAUCUGAUUUGGACACUUGCAACUUGCUGUUUGGACAGUCAGUAAUCCAAAACGAAUUUGAGCAUUAAGAUCUGCAGUGUGAAUAAGGCUUUAAUGAUAGCAGGGUAAAUUACAGCUAUUUGACAAGACCAUGAGCGUCUUCAACCUUUUUUUAUGUUGUAUAAUCACAUUUUAUUUGUCACAUGUGCCGAAUACAACAGGUGUAGACCUUACCGUGAAAUGCUUACUUACAAGCCCUUAACCAACAAUGCAGUUUUAAGAUAAGAGUUUAGAAAAUAUUUACUAAAUAAACUAAAGUAAAACAAGUAACACAAUAACGAGGCUAUAUACAGGGGGUACCGGUACCAAGUCAAUGUGUGGGGGGACAGGUUAGUUGAGGUAAUAUGUACAUGUAGGUAGGGGUAAAGUGACUAUGCAUAGAUUAAACAGCGAGUAGCAGCAGUGUAAAAAAAUAAGGGGGGGGUCAAUGCAAAUAGUCCAGGUAGCCAUUUGAUUAAUUGUUCAGCAGUCUUAUGGCUUGUGGGUAGAAGCCGUUAAGGAGCCUCUUGGACCUAGACUUGGGGCUCCAGUACCGCUUGCCAUGCGGUAGCAGAGAGAACAGUAUGAUUUGGGUGGCUGGAGUCUUUGAAUUUCUUUGGGCCUUCCUCUGACACCGCCUAGUAUAGAGGUCCUGGAUGGCAGGAAGCAUGGCCCCAGUGAUGUACUGGGCCGUACGCACUAUCCUCUGUAGCGCCUUACGGUCGGAUGCUGAGCAGUUGCCAUACCAGGCGGCAAUGCAACCGGUCAGGAUGCUCUCUGGUGCAGCUGUAUAACUUUUUGAGGAUCUGGGGACCCAUCCCAAAUCUUUUCAGUCUCCUGAGGGGGGAAUGGGCGUUGUCGUGCCCUCUUCACGACUGUCUUGGUGUGUUUGGACCAUGAUAGAUUUGUUGGUGACGUGGACGCCAAAUAACUUGACGCUCUCGACCCUCUCCACUACAGCCCUGUCGAUGUAAAAGGGUGUGUGUAAAUCUAGGCUCCAGUUGCAGAGGGAGGUGUUUAGUCCCAGGGUCCUUAGCUUAGUGAUGAGCUUUGUGGGCACUAUGGUGUUGAACGCUGAGCUGUAGUCAAUGAACAGCAUUCUCACAUUGGUGUUCCUUUUGUCCAGGUGGGAAAGGGCAGUGUGCAAUUGCGAUUGCGUCAUCUGUGGAUCUGUUGGGGUGGCAUUCGAAUUGGAGUGUGUCUAGGGUUUCCGGGAUGAUGGCGUUGAGGUGAGCCAUGACCAGCCUUUCAAAGCACUUCAUGGCUACAGUCAUUUAGGCAGGUUACCUUGGUGUUCUUGCACACAGGGACUAUGGUGGUCUGCUUGAAACAUGUAGGUAUUACAGACUCAGUCAGGGAGAGGUUGAAAAUGUCAAUGAAGACACUUGCAAGUUGGUAUGCGCAUGCUCUGUGUACACGUCCUGGUAAUCCGUCUGGCCCCGCAGCCUUUUGAAUGUUGACUGUUUAAAGGUCUUACUCACAUCUGCUACGGAGAGCGUGAUUACAGUCAUACGGAACAGCUGGUGCUCUCAUGCAUGCUUCAGUGUUGCUUGCCUCGACGCGAGCAUAAAAGGCAUUUAGCCCGUCUGCAAGGCUCUCAUCACUGGGCAGCUCGCGGCUGGUUUUCAGAUUCCUCCGGAAUCUGUAUUGCUGUGAAAGCACACGAACGUGUGUGAAACAGAUAGGCAAAAGCCUGGGAUUUUGUCAUGAAUGCGAAAAUUUUGUCUGUUAGUGCUAGUAGCCUAUUCAAGGAUGCAUCAAUGCAAUAUUGUCACCAACAUUUUGUCACAGACCAAUGGAACAAAAGUAAACCAGAAUUUGUAGGUUUAAAAUCUCUCUCUGGUGGCCAGGGUUAACCUAUUUUAAGAAAUGCCGUUGGUGGAUAUAAAGUCUAUCUUUGAUAGGCUGACGCAGAAUAAUCAGUUACAGUGGGGAAAAAAAGUAUUUAGUCAGCCACCAAUUGUGCAAGUUCUCCCACUUAAAAAGAUGAGAGAGGCCUGUAAUUUUCAUCAUAGGUACACGUCAACUAUGACAGACAAAUUGAGAAAAGAAAAUCCAGAAAAUCACAUUGUAGGAUUUUUAAUGAAUUUAUUUGCAAAUUAUGGUGGAAAAUAAGUAUUUGGUCACCUACAAACAAGCAAGAUUUCUGGCUCUCACAGACCUGUAACUUCUUCUUUAAGAGGCUCCUCUGUCCUCCACUCGUUACCUGUAUUAAUGGCACCUGUUUGAACUUGUUAUCAGUAUAAAAGACACCUGUCCACAACCUCAAACAGUCACACUCCAAACUCCACUAUAGCCAAGACCAAAGAGCUGUCAAAGGACACCAGAAACAAAAUUGUAGACCUGCACCAGGCUGGGAAGACUGAAUCUGCAAUAGGUAAGCAGCUUGGUUUGAAGAAAUCAACUGUGGGAGCAAUUAUUAGGAAAUGGAAGACAUACAAGACCACUGAUAAUCUCCCUCGAUCUGGGGCUCCACGCAAGAUCUCACCCCGUGGGGUCAAAAUGAUCACAAGAACGGUGAGCAAAAAUCCCAGAACCACACGGGGGGACCUAGUGAAUGACCUGCAGAGAGCUGGGACCAAAGUAACAAAGCCUACCAUCAGUAACACACUACGCCGCCAGGGACUCAAAUCCUGCAGUGCUAGACGUGUCCCCCUGCUUAAGCCAGUACAUGUCCAGGCCCGUCUGAAGUUUGCUAGAGUGCAUCCAGAAGAGGAUUGGGAGAAUGUCAUAUGGUCAGAUGAAACCAAAAUAUAACUUUUUGGUAAAAACUCAACUCGUCGUGUUUGGAGGACAAAGAAUGCUGAGUUGCAUGCAAAGAACACCAUACCUACUGUGAAGCAUGGGAGUGAAAACAUCAUACUUUGGGGCUGUUUUUCUGCAAAGGGACCAGGACGACUGAUCCGUGUUAAGGAAAGAAUGAAUGGGGCCAUGUAUCGUGAGAUUUUGAGUGAAAACCUCCUUCCAUCAGCAAGGGCAUUGAAGAUGAAACGUGGCUGGGUCUUUCAGCAUGACAAUGAUCCCAAACACACCGCCCGGGCAAUGAAGGAGUGGCUUCGUAAGAAGCAUUUCAAGGUCCUGGAGUCUCCAGAUCUCAACCCCAUAGAAAAUCUUUGGAGGGAGUUGAAAGUCUGUGUUGCCCAGCGACAGCCCCAAAACAUCACUGCUCUAGAGGAGAUCUGCAUGGAGGAAUGGGCCAAAAUACCAGCAACAGUGUGUGAAAACCUUGUGAAGACUUACAGAAAACGUUUGACCUGUGUCAUUGCCAACAAAGGGUAUAUAACAAAGUAUUGAGAAACUUUUGUUAUUGACCAAAUACUUAUUUUCCACCAUAAUUUGCAAAUAAAUUCAUAAAAAAUCCUACAAUGUGAUUUUCUGGAUUUCUUUUCCUAAUUUUGUCUGUCAUAGUUGACGUGUACCUAUGAUGAAAAUUACAGGCCUCUCUCAUCUUUUUAAGUGGGAGAACUUGCACAAUUGGUGGCUGACUAAAUACUUUUUUUCCCCACUGUAUCUGGUGAGGUUAGCAUAGGGCUAACGUAUGCCAGGUUAUCUGAUAGGACCAGUUACAAUGUUGCUGGUCCUAUCACAUGCAAGUAAAUCGACAAUUUUAAUUGAAUGACGCACAUUUUGAGACAGAGAAACUGUUGACAUUUUAACUGUUUCUAAGGUUGCAAGUAUGGCCCCUCUGUGUUUUAGAGAGCUGGUCACCACAGUUCACUUCGGUCCUGGUUUUCCAGAUGGCCUCGAGGCUCUGCUGGUUCACAGACUACCCAGUGGGAUCUACAUUGAUCAAUACCAACUUGCGUCUCUGAAAGAGGACACUGGUUUACAGGUAAAAAAAUUACAAUGGCCGUAGCGUUAUACAACCACAGUAAUGAAAAGCACAGGAUAAAAUAUUAUUUUGCACAAUAUACCCAACUCCAUCUGCAAAUUCUGAAAGCCAUGUUAGGUCAAAACGUAUACAUGGUAUGCUAAGUAACAAAUUUGAACAUAUUUUUCUGUUAGGUGCUUUUGGGUUCAGAGGUUGACUUGGAGGCUCCAGCACACAUAUCUGAUGAAUUAAUUGUUCUUGUGUAUCCUGCUGUGGACCAAGGAAGUCUCAAAGCAACACUCCCUAUCCAUGGCCGUUAUCACAAGCCCUCUCUUGCAGGAAAGAGAUUUGAACUUGUCUUAAUUGAACUUCCAAAGCUAAUACUCAGGACUGAUACAUGUGAGUUAUUGUGUUUAUACCCUUUACGCAUGACCAUACUUCCAAUUUCCUUCAGAGAUUCUGCUGUGUCUGUAAAUAACAUUAACCUUUGGUAAUUGGAAGUGGACCAACUUAUUUUAUGGCAAAUAUGCUUGUUUUUACCAUUAUAACUAGUUUUUUUUUGUUUUAAGGUACACAGCUCAUUUCCUUCCCUCCUUACAAAAUUGUGGAUGCACCCUGCACUGUCCACAACUUAAGCAUGUGCCAAUGGCUUGAGAUCCAACAUCUACAGGUAAAUCAAUCAGCCAAUGACAGUCACAUACACUACAUGACCAGAAGUAUAUGGACAACUGCUCGUCGAACAUCUCAUUCCAAAAUCAUGGGCGUUAAUAUGGAGUUGGUCCCCCCUUUGCUGCUAUAACAGCCUCCACUCUUCUGGGAAGGCUUUCCACUAGAUGUUGGAACAUUGCUGCGGGGACUUGCUUCCGUUCAGCCACAAGCAUUAGUGAGGACGGGCACUGAUGUUGGGCGAUUAGGCCUGGCUCGCAGUCAGCGUUCCAAUUCAUCCCAAAGGUGUUCGUUGAGGUCAGGGCUCUGUGCAGGCCAGUCAAGUUCUACCACACCGAUCUGUAUGGCCCUCGCUUUGUGCACGGGGGCAUUGUCAUGCUGAAACAGCAAAGGGCCUUCCCCAAACUGUUGCCACAAAGUUGCAAGCACAGAAUCGUCUAGAAUGUAAUUGUAUGCUGUAGCGGUAGGAUUUCCCUUCACUGGAACUAAGGGGCCUAGCCCGAACCAUGAAACACCACCCCAGACCAUUAUUCCUCCUCCACCAAACUUUACAGUUGGCAUGAUGCAUUCGGGUAGGUAGCAUUCUCCUGGCAUCCGCCAAACCCAGAUUAGUUUGUCCGGACAGCCAGAUGGCGAAGCGUGAUUCAUCACUCCAGAGAACGCGUUUCCAUUGCUCCAGAGUCCAAUGGCGGCAAGCAUUACACCAAUCCAGCCAACACUUGGCAUUGCACAUGGUGAUCUUAGGCUUGUGUGUGGCUGCUUGGCCAUGGAAACCCAUUUCAUGAAGCUCCCGACGAACAGUUCUUGUGCUGACGUUGCUUCCAGAGGCAGUUUGUUACUCGGUAGUGAGUGUUGCAAACAAGGACAGACAAUUUUUACGCACCAAGUGCUUCAUCACUCGGCGGUCCUGUUCUGUGAGCUUGUGUGGCCUACCACUUCGCGGCUGAGCCGUUGUUGCUUCUAGACGUUUCCACUUCACAAUAACAGCACUUACAGUUGACCGGGGAAGCUCUAGCAGGGCAUGCAUUUUACGAACUGACUUGUUGGAAAGUUUGCAUCCUAUGACGGUGCCACAUUGAAAGUUAGUGAGCUCUUCAGUAAGGCCACUCUACUGACAAAUGUUUUUCUAUGGAGAUUGUAUGGCUGUGUGCUCGAUUUUAUACACCUGUCAGCAACGGGUGUGACUGAAAUAGCCGAAUCCACUCAUUUGAAGGGCUGUCCACAUACCUUUGUGUGUGUAGUUACAGUAAAUGUGAUAAGGUUUGGAGUCCACAUUUAGAUUAACAUAGUGUUGAAUGUAUAAUUACUAUCAUACUUAGUAACUCCUUUAUUUAUUUUCUAAAACAAUGUUUCAAAAUGUAACAACAAAUGGUGAAUAUGAAAAAGACUUGAAUCCCCUUACCCCAAUGUUUCUUUCCUUUUAGGAGCAGGAUCCUGUGAGUUUGGAGAUACCGCUUGGUGAUGGGUCUCUGGUGGAGCCUGUGUGUGCUGGAACUCUGCUUGUUACGCUGCUGUGCUGCGUUAUCCUUUCAAGAAGUAUCUGGAGGCAUGGCGUUUUUUAGACAAUGUAAUACUAACUUACUGAUGUACUGCACAGAAAUAAGAAAGUACAGUAAGAAAUCCCCAGGGAUUCAUUUGCAACGGACUGUUUAGUUUUUUUUCUAUAAGUUGAUGGACCAAUGACUUUUUAACAUCUAUUUAUAAAAUAAUUGGCACACUGCUUCCAUGUGUUUCUGUGUUAUCAAAGAACAGUUGAUUGGAUCCUUGACAGUAAUGUACCAUACAUAGACUCUAGACCAGGGGUACUCAACUCUUACCCUACGAGGUCUGGAGCCUGCUUUUUUUC
This is a messenger RNA of Coregonus sp. 'balchen', 9622 nucleotides long. The record is from the annotation of a GenBank genome assembly. NCBI's taxonomy places the organism in Eukaryota, Metazoa, Chordata, Actinopteri, Salmoniformes, Salmonidae.